CAGAUGUCACUUGGCCGGGAAAGAAGGUUGUCAAAGCUCGAAAUGACUCACUAGCUAUGAUAGAAAACCGGGUUUCUAUUUCUACAGAAGGAAUAUCGCGUCGGGUAGUAUUUACGGUUUCAGUGAAGUUUGUGCGCACGCUACCUGCUAUUACCGCGAGAAUCUUAUCUCACGAUGAAGUUACCACAUGCGGUGUGUCAAUCGAGGAUUCAAUACCUCUUGCUGUGCCUUUCAGCCUGUUACUUGGCUUGUCAUGCUGGAUGCCCGAGUCUUCCAAGUCCUGACCACGGAAGUGUGCACCACUAUGCGCAACACAACAUAGCUUCAUUUACGUGCGAACAUGGAUACGUUUUAAAAGGCAAUAUGACUUCCAUCUGUCUCUUCAACAAAUGGUCCACUGACGUGCCUCAGUGUGUGCUGGAGAGAGAAGAACCAUCUGAUGAAAGACUCCUAUCCUGGUCUGGGACUCGAUAUGGUUCUAGCCCUGAAGCAGUAAUAAGAAAGCCUCGAACAAGAACAGGGCGCGUCAGUGGACGUUAUCACCAUUACGCCACAUCUACUGCACCACCUCCCGUCCCGUCUCUUCUUCCUAUCGUACCAGCGAAGAUCCCUUCCCUGCGUGGUCCUAAGAUUAGCAUCGACUGCGAGGUUCCCGUUUCUUUGCCCAAUGGCUUUGUUUACCUAAACAGACAGGACAAAUCUGUCGUGGACUAUAGGUGCUCCCGAAACUUCCACCUGAAAGGAAGCUCGACGGCUAGAUGUUCUGAUGGGGGAUGGAGCUCUCCUCCUCCACUUUGCCAGCCAGUGGACGCCAAAUAUGUGCCUCCAGCUGCAACCGCACCCAGAGAAAAUCCCUGUGCAUUCGAUUAUGAUGGUUGCGACCAUAUAUGUCUCUUCAACGGCGAGAAAGCGUUCUGCCUGUGUCGUUACGGCUAUACGAGGGUGGGAAAGAAGUGCCUUGCUCCGCACCGUCCCUAUCCAUGUUCAACAGAUAACGGUGGAUGUUCUCACGGUUGCAUCAACGAUGGUGGACUCGCCAAGUGUUUCUGCAGGCGAGGAUUCACCUUAGGCCAAGACCUAAAGACAUGCAUAGAUAUCGACGAGUGCAGCACGUUAGCUCAUCGGUGUCAUAAUUGUGUCAACAUACCAGGAAGCUACAGGUGCUACUGCAACAAUGGUUAUAAGCCUACACCGGAUAAGUUAUCUUGCGAAGACAUUGACGAAUGCCAAAUAAACGAUGGAAGAUGCCAUCACCUCCUUUGCAUUAACACAGAAGGAUCGUAUGCAUGUGGCUGCCCCCACGGAUACCAACUUGGUCCGGAUAAGAGGUCCUGUUCUGAUGUGAAUGAAUGCUCCAGACCCGGAAUUACAGAGAUCUGCCCUAUGGGAUGCGUGAACAGCCCUGGCAGCUUUCAGUGCCUUUCAUAUACAUCUACAGAGGGAUCAGUGAAAGAGGAGAGUGACGAUGACCUGAGCUCAUCUGGUGACGGUCCAACACCAUGGAGCCCAGAGGAUUGUGGGAAGGGCUACCUGCGGAGUGGCAAUGGAAGUUGUGAAGAUGUUGACGAAUGUAAAGUCCCACCAAGCGGGAACAAACCUUGUGAAGAUACUUGUGUAAAUGAACCAGGGUCUUUCCGAUGUGAAUGCAGACCCGGUCGUAGAAAGAUCGGCAACGGCCGGUGUCAAGAUUGCCCUCGGAAUACUUAUCUUGUACGCAAUCGCAACACGUGUCAAGGAUGCCCACGACAUUCGCACACCCUAGGAACCAGAAAGACUUCCUUCGCAGAUUGUCGUUGCGACAAUGGGUUUACGGGCAUGCAUGGUGUUCGACCGCCAUGUCAAGAUAUCGACGAGUGUACCACCAACAAACUUCAGUGUUCUCAUCGUUGCGUGAAUACCCCAGGAAGCGCUUACUGCGCGUGUCCUACGGGUUUCUACUUGGGUAAGGACGGAAGGACAUGUGCUGAUGUGAAUGAGUGCGCACAAAGGCAGAGCAUCUGUGACCAAGAAUGCACGAAUACAAUAGGGAGUUACGUCUGCCGGUGUAAGAGUGGCUACGAGCUUUCCUCUAUAGAUAAGCGGACCUGCAGUGACAUAGACGAAUGCGCCACGAACAAUGGUGGAUGCGAAGAAAGCUGCGUCAAUAUUCCUGGAAGAUACUAUUGCACCUGCUCUAGGGGAUGGAAGGUUGCACCCGAUCUCCAUAGCUGUAUCGAUGUGGAUGAGUGCGCGCAAAAGCCGCACAUCUGUGACCAGGAAUGCACGAAUACAAUAGGAAGUUACGCCUGCGGGUGUAAGAGAGGCUACGCACUUUCGCCUCUAGACAAACGGAGCUGCAGAGACAUCGACGAAUGCGCCACGGAAAAUGGUGGAUGCGAAGGAAGCUGCGUCAAUAUUCCUGGAAGUUACUAUUGCACCUGCCCUAGGGGAUGGAAGGUUGCAGCUGAUCUCCGUAGCUGUGUCGAUGUGGAUGAGUGUGCAGAGAGUCUGCAUGCUUGCGACCAGGAAUGCAUGAAUACCAUUGGAAGUUACACUUGCCAGUGUAAGAGUGGCUACGAACUUUCAUCUACGGAUGGACGAACCUGCAACGACAUAAACGAAUGUGCCGCAAACAACGGCGGUUGUAAAGGAAGUUGCGUCAACUUUCCCGGUGGCCACUACUGCACCUGCACUACAGGGUUCAAGAUUGCAGCAGACCUUCGUGGCUGCGUCGAGAUAACUUGUCCAGCAUUUCUUGAAGUUCCGAACAGUAAGACAAGGUGCAAACCAAACGUGCGUGAAGGGAAGUUUGCCAAGGCAGGAACUGUCUGCAAUAUCACGUGCAAGUUUGGAUACGAAUUAGAAGGCGGAAAGACAAUUCGGUGUCUCGAAAGUGGCACAUGGAGCUCCGCCCCGCCAACCUGUGCAGCAAAUAGCUGUCCAGCGUUGUUCAACCCUGACAACGGUAGAGUGCUGCCAGAACGGUGCCUGAGCGACACGGAUAACCUCGUACUAUCCCAGUGCACAUACACCUGCAAGGAAGGAUUUACCUUAAACGGGAACAUGGUGAAUACUUGUAGGAGGAACGGAACCUGGAAGUAUCCACCAGCAACCUGCGAAAAACGAAACGUCGCCCUGUCUAUAACAUGUCCGUUAGACGUCACCGUAGUGCUACCACGUGGUAACGACAGUGUCACUGUCGACCUGCCGAGAGCCCGGUCAACUACUGCCAAUGCUGAAGACAUCGAAGUACAUCCGAAAUAUAUCCAAGAUUACAGUGCAGAAUUUCCACAUGGAGUCACCAUAGUGACAUACGUUGCAAACGAUCCUCGAAGUGGAAUGACAAGCAACUGCAGUUUUGCAGUCGAAGUGAUCGACAAAGAACCGCCGACCAUUGUGAGAUGUCCUGGUAGCGUACAUGCCUAUGCAACGAAGCUGGAAGGAGCGCUUGUUAAGUGGGAUGAACCUGAAUUUGAGGAUAAUGUUUUCGUAGACAGCGUCAAGCCUUCUCAGGAACCAGGCACUCUGUUCAGCGUAGGGGAGCACUUUGUGCGAUACGUGGCAUCGGACUUUGAUGGAAAUCAAGCUACGUGUGAGUUUAAAGUGAUCGUGCAAGGUAAAGAAUGCACCCGGCCUCGCAAAAUGAAGCAUGGCGACCUCGAAUGCUACGACUGGCUUCAUGGCGUCAUUUGCGAGCCCUUCUGCGACGAAGGUUACAUAUUGCCAAGUAACGUGCCUUCGUCUUACACAUGUGACCUCUCCGGCACUUGGGAACCCAGGAGCUGGAUUCCGGAAUGCUCGGAAAUUAAGGACACGCCAACGGGGAAGUGCAUGCCGGGAUCGGAGUACUUCGAUGAAGUCGACGUCUGCGUGGAAUGUCCGCCCGGAAUGUUCUGGGACGCGGACACCGCCACGUGCCUUCUCUGCGAGAGCGGAUUCUACCAGGACCAACCUGGACAUCCCAGUUGCAAAGAAUGUCCAUCGGCAAAACCUACAACCGUAUCACAAGAGAUGGAGAAGCAGUGCUUCGCUUAGACUGCCUGUGGUGAUCAGCUAAUUAAGAACGCUCAUUGUGUUCAUAAAUACCUCGUGUUUCCACUUCGAAUUUUCUUUGUUGUGUGUCGUUAAAUUCCUGCAUUCAUACUGUAGACCUCCCUGCGACACCUCCGACCUGUCGUUCGCAUUCCCUCGAUAGACCUCGCAUUCACUAUAGUUCAUCCUUUCAUAUUAUCCUCUGUGAAGUAGGGUAGGGUUCUGUGGCUGCCACGGGGAAAUAUCCCAUGUCAUCAUCACUUCUCCUUCAUUUGUUGUUGCCUCUGUGGCACAAAGUCAGGGCCUUUUCCUGAAGUUGUGCCACGAAUUUCUGAGCGUUUAAAACCACACGCAAAAGUGCCCCCUUUCCCGAAACUUUAUCAGGAGCUUUGUCGAGCUGAAAAGAAUAUCGAACAGUAUUUGUGAUCGGUCAGGGUAAGCGUGACGCGUUCCUCCAAGAGCUCAGCACAGACCGGUCAACUGUAUUUUCUCUAAAAACAUUGAAUCUCCAGAGGUAUCCAUGAUUUGAGAAACAGCCUGGUGUCAGUUCAGAAAGGUUGACAGCGAGAGGGGCAUAGGAAAAAGCGGCCGCUCGAAUUGUUACAAGACUUACCCAUGGAACAAACACGCGCGGUGAGUGCGGGAAUCAGAGCUAUCUUAUCAAAAAUGAGGUCACCCGACGGCUUGUAUCCCUCUCCCCCCUCGUGUGGCGUGUCAAUGUAACCUCCUUUAUUUGCAGCUUUGCGCUCAAACUACGAGCCGUCAAAAAUGAGGCGGAGCCAAGGGCUCAUUUCCACGGAUUUUCGGCGAAUUUAUUUCGGCAAUUCCCAUUGCAUCACGAGCGGGAUUAUGUGCUAUACUGAGUAAAAUGACCAUGGGCAACCCAUUUCCGCUAAGAAAACGUGAGGUUGCCUUGGGAAAUUUCGGAGUUCAAUUCAAGAAAUUAACUUUCCGUCAAUAGAAAUGAAAUAAAAAUGUUACCAAUA
Ornithodoros turicata is the source of this 4997-nucleotide messenger RNA. RefSeq names its product fibrillin-2-like. The transcript has 27 exons. The record is from RefSeq and is a predicted model, not a curated record. The coding region runs from base 175 to 4014 and encodes 1279 amino acids. Gene Ontology annotation, molecular function: calcium ion binding. NCBI's taxonomy places the organism in Eukaryota, Metazoa, Arthropoda, Arachnida, Ixodida, Argasidae.